Amblyraja radiata (thorny skate) is the source of this 1821-nucleotide messenger RNA. Its product is annotated as E3 ubiquitin-protein ligase TRIM17-like. NCBI's taxonomy places the organism in Eukaryota, Metazoa, Chordata, Chondrichthyes, Rajiformes, Rajidae. The record is from RefSeq and is a predicted model, not a curated record. The transcript has 11 exons. Bases 1 to 1740 code for a protein of 579 amino acids. Gene Ontology annotation, molecular function: zinc ion binding; protein binding.
AUGUAUUUACUCUCCGAAACUUUGAGGGAAGAUCUAAUUUGUCCCAUCUGUUCAGACUUAUUCACCAAUCCGGUGUCACCAGACUGUGGCCACAACUUUUGCCGCUCCUGUAUCACGCAGUUAUGGGAACAUGAAGAUAGAAACUCCUGUCCGGAAUGUAGAGAGGAGUUUGUGGACCGCAGCCUUGCUGGACGGGAACACAAGUCUCACAGCUUCAUGCCGGUAGAUGAAGCUGUUGAAAUCUACAAGGAACAGUCACAGUUUCUGCAGUCCCACAUCACGUCCCUUUUUGCUGAACUGCACCAGACUCUCGUCGAUAAAGAACAACGCCUACUUAAAUAUCUCAGCGACGAGAAGACGAUGAUUCUAAAUACAAUGGAGAAAAAUCUUCAAGAGAUUCAAAUGCAUUUGAAUCUUAUGCAGCAGGAACUCCCAAUUUUACAGAAACAACUGGAUCAAGUAAAUGGUGUGACAUUACUCCAGAAAGUUGCCGAAAUGGCUUCCAAGGCACAGAGUGAGAAUUGGACAGAGGAGACAAUUUGCUCCAUCUGCCUUGAAUUCUUCACCAAUCCAGUUUCACUGGAAUGCGGGCACAAUUUCUGUCGCCACUGCAUCACUCGGUGCUGCGAAACGAAUAGUGUGAAUUACUGCCCGGAGUGCAGGCGCGAAUUUCCCGGUAUCCCUUCCACCAUCAACUGGGCCCUGGCGAGUCUGGCCGAGAAAGCACAAAAGUUAAAGCAGAGCCAGAAGGAGAAGAAAAGUAAACUCCUCUGCGAGGAACACGAGGAAGAGCUGAAGCUUUUUUGUGACACAGACAAGAAACUGAUCUGCCUGAUUUGUCGAGAUGCGCGGGAACACAAGUCUCACAAUUGUAUACCGAUUAAGGAAGCUGUCGAAAUCUACAGGGAUCAGAUGAAAUCCUCCUUCAUCUCUCUCUCCAAGAAGAUAUCAGAAUUCCAGGAAAUGGAACUGCAGCAGAAACAGACGAUUAGUAAGAUUAAGUCGCGCUACCUACAGACUCGCGUGGCUUCAGAAUUCGCUGAGGUGCACAAGGUUCUUACUGAGAAAGAACACAGCUUAAUCAAAGGCCUCAAGGAAGAAGAGGUGAAAUUCGUGAGCAUAAUGGAAAGAAAUCUUAAAUACAUUCAAGAUAAGUUGAUAUCCAUUCAAGGGAAGCUGGCAAAUCUGGGAAAACAGAUGAAACAGAAAGAUGGAGCUAUCUUCCUGAAGGAGGAAACCUCUCGGAAGAGCAGCCUUAACGAAAUAGAUCAGAAAGUGUCGGUGACUGGAGGCAGCCUCUCGAUGGGACAUUUCAACUGCACUUACCGUUUGCAGUGUGGAGAGAAUAUAUUGACACUGUUAAAUCUGGAUAGCGCGCAUCCGGAGCUCGAGGUGUCCGGCCGCCUGAUGAAUCUGGGAGUCGCCGCAGAGUCUGUGGAGAGGAAGAGACGGGUCGACCUGAAACCAGAGGAAGGAUUCUGGACCAUCGAGAGAUAUCGUGAGGAUGUUUCCGCAAGCAAUUCUUCCCAGAUCCCUCUCUCAGCCGGUCCCGUCCCCGGGAGGGUGGGCGUUUACCUCAGUUACGAAUCGGGGACGGUCUCAUUUUAUGAUGCGGACACCAAGUCCCACCUCCACACGUUCACCGGGAAUAAAUUCGUGGGGAAAAUGUAUCCCUUCUUUGGUGCUUGGGAUGAAAAUCAAUGGCUGAAGAUAUGCUUCAUUCCCUGCUCGAAUCAGUAAAAGGGUUGGGUCCCGGGACCGGCGUCAUGAGCGGGGCUGAUGGGCUGUGGGGCAGAAACCGUGUGGAAAACAGGUUGGCGC